ACAGUAUCAGAAGUCAAUUCCAUAUUGUUAUUAUUGUUUUCGGCAAAUUUUAUUAUUGGUGUUUUUAGUGAUUUAUGUUUUUCCAACAUUCCUAAGAAAAACUAUAACAUUUACCAUUUGAAAAUACGCAAAAAUAUAUAAAGAAUGGUUAAAAUAGCUCUUCAGAUUAAGGCUACACUAGAAUGCAUAGAAAAGCUCUACACAAAUCACCCACAUUAUCAAUGGUUCUUGAAACUAAAAUGUAGCAGUUGCGGUGAAGUAUCGGAUAAGUUUAUUGAACUCACUGAAGCGGACAAGGUACCGCAAAAGCACAACAGGUCUGAAACUAAUUUGUUAAUUAAAUGCAAGCUCUGCUCGAGGGAGAACAGUAUGGAUGUUAUUGAAGGCAGUAAUGGAAUAUAUACAAACAAUGAUGUUAAUAAAUUUAAGACUCUCGUCAUAUUUGACUGUAGAGGUGUGGAGCCUGUGGACUUUGAACCAAAGUCAGGUUGGAUAGCUGAAGCCGAAGAUGAGGGUAAAAAGUUUGAAGAUGUAGACCUUACUGAAAAAGAAUGGGCGGACUAUGAUGAGAAGAAUCAGGCGUCGGUGGGUGUGUAUGAACUUGAAUGGCAAUUUAUUAAAGUCAAGUAAUACACAGUGUAAUGUAAAUUAAUAUAUUAUUUAAAUUGUACACAUAUUCUGUUCUAAUAUACAUACUUUGUUAGCAAAGAA
Molecule: messenger RNA, 711 nt
Organism: Galleria mellonella (greater wax moth)
Lineage: Eukaryota; Metazoa; Arthropoda; Insecta; Lepidoptera; Pyralidae
Product: UPF0587 protein GA18326
Exons: 3
Coding region: 145-630 (161 amino acids)
Molecular function (GO): zinc ion binding
Source: RefSeq, a predicted model, not a curated record